AUGAAUCAGUUGAAUCGAUUUUGAACCAUUUUCGAAUGUUAGGGGGUGGCUUCGGUGGUUGAGCUGCUAUUUGUGAAAUAAUUGGUCGUUCAGGGAUAAAUGACGAACUUUUCCGUAAACAACCGUGUGUGAACGAGUCAGAACGAGCGGCGCAAUCGAUGAAAGGAGUGUUUCGCAUCGGGGUUUUUAACGAGAAGUUUAGUGGAGUUUCCGAAUUUCAAUAUCGGUUCGUGUUUCAUUGAUUGGGAGCUCUUUCAAAUUUGGAAUUUGUGAAUCGUAUAGGACGCCGCGUUUUGGACCGAAAGCGAAAAACUGCGCAACGAAGGAUGAUAAUGGAGGCAAGAUAUGGACUCGGCUCAUUAUCAGCUGCCGUGUGACAGGUAGGAGGAAAUCCAUUGAUCUUGGUGGUGUUUUCGCCGAGUGCAAUUCGCGGAAAGGAAGGAAAAGAAGAACGGAAAACGACGAUAGCAAUAACAAACAAACAGACGACCUGAGAUAAACGCGAAACACGCACCCCCACACACGGUUGGAAAUUUCGGUGAAACACAGUAGUGUUUGUAGAGUUGUGAGUGAGCUGCAUUUCUUUGGCAGAACCAUGUCACUACCCAACAGUGGCCAGGGCUUGUCCAAGCUCAAGAAGAAGCAUUUCAGAGUCAAACACCAGAAGGUGAAGCUCUUCAGGGCCAAUGAGCCCUUCCUCUCUGUCCUCAUGUGGGGCAUCAAUCACACAAUCAAUGAGCUGAUGCAUGUCACCAUACCAGUCAUGCUACUGCCGGACGACUUUAGGGCCUAUUCAAAAAUCAAAAUUGACAACCAUUUGUUCAACAAGGAGAACAUGCCAUCACAUUUCAAAGUCAAAGAGUACUGCCCAAUGGUAUUCAGAAACAUCCGUGAGAGGUUUGGAAUUGAUGAUUUAGAUUACAAAGAAUCAUUGACCAGAUCUCAACCACUCCCAGACGACUCCUCAGGCAAAAGUGGAGCAAAAUUUUAUCUGUCCUCAGACAAACUGUUCAUCAUCAAAACAUUAACAUCCGAGGAGGUGGAGAGGAUGCAUUCAUUUUUAAAGCAAUACCAUCCAUUUAUUGUUGAGAGGCACGGAAAGACUUUGCUGCCCCAAUAUUUGGGCAUGUAUCGAUUGACCGUGGACAAUAACGAGCACUACAUUGUCAUAAUGCGCAACGUAUUUUCGAAUCACCUGAGCACACACAGAAAAUUCGAUUUGAAGGGCUCGACGGUCGACAGGGAGGCCUCCGACAAAGAGCUGGAAAAGGACUUACCCACCUUCAAAGACAAUGAUUUUGUCAAGCAACAAAUGAAGGUAUAUAUUGGUGAAGAGGCCAAGCAGAAAUUGAUGGAGACUUUGACGGCCGACGUGGAAUUCCUAACUAAGUUGCAUCUGAUGGACUACAGUUUACUAUUAGGUAUACAUGAAACGGAACGCGGAGAGCAGGAGAUGCAGCGCGACAGGGAACGCAGGGAUGCGGCCGAAGGGCAGGGGCUGGAGUCGGAUGAGAGCGAGGCCGGAUCGGGAUUAGAUAAUAAUCGGCCUUUCGGCAUCAAUACCCCGCCGGACUCGCCCAAUGCUAUCGCUCAAUUUAUCAGAGACUGCAGUUUACAAUACGAUGGUGGUAUCAUACCAGAAUUGGACAUAUAUGCAAUACCGAGUUGCGAAACGGCUCCGGUGGCUGAGAUCUAUUUCGUUGCCAUAAUCGACGUUCUGACUCAUUACGGCGUCAAAAAGCAAGCUGCCAAAGCAGCGAAGACCGUCAAAUAUGGGAGCAACGUCGAUGGCAUCAGCACCUGUGAUCCAGAGCAGUACGCGAAGCGUUUCAUCGAUUUCAUCUCAAAAGCGAUCGAAUAAAAAUCGCCAAACAACAACAAAAUGUAUGCAUGCAUGCGUCCUCGUGCGUAUGCAGAACACAACUAAGUAAUCUAAAAAAGAAAGGGUAUAUAGAAGAGGUUAACAGAAAAAAGAAUGGUACUAACUAAAAACAUGUUUUAUUAUAUUUUUUU
Molecule: messenger RNA, 2013 nt
Organism: Nicrophorus vespilloides
Lineage: Eukaryota; Metazoa; Arthropoda; Insecta; Coleoptera; Silphidae
Gene: PIP4K
Product: phosphatidylinositol 5-phosphate 4-kinase type-2 alpha
Exons: 8
Coding region: 596-1861 (421 amino acids)
Biological process (GO): phosphatidylinositol metabolic process
Molecular function (GO): phosphatidylinositol kinase activity
Source: RefSeq, a predicted model, not a curated record